This is a messenger RNA of Solea solea (common sole), 1915 nucleotides long. RefSeq names its product Jupiter microtubule associated homolog 2 (gene jpt2). Lineage: Eukaryota; Metazoa; Chordata; Actinopteri; Pleuronectiformes; Soleidae. The transcript is spliced from 5 exons. The record is from RefSeq and is a predicted model, not a curated record. Bases 130 to 753 code for a protein of 207 amino acids. Gene Ontology annotation, cellular component: nucleus.
GAUUCCUUUUACACGGUGACGGCGCAGCUGAGCAGGCGCAGGCAGCAGCAGCAAGAAUCCACUGGCCGUACAGUUGGCAAUCUGACGAAGUGGUCUUCGGAAACUUGAAGGCUCAAAACAAAAACCACUAUGACUUCGACGAACACGUUCCAAGGGUUGGAUAGUGCCUCCAAGCCGAGUUCCAGGGUUUUGCGGCCUCCUGGAGGUGGAUCCAGUAACUUGUUUGGUGGCUACGAAGAUGAUGCUGCAGCAUCAAGAAGACCCAACAAAAUGGCCUCUAAACUUUUUUCUCCACCAGAGGAGCCUCAGAACAUGCCAAGACGCUCCAAUCCUCCAGGUGGGAAGAGUAGUGGAAUAUUUGGGCAGCCCGAACCCGCUGCUCAACCUCAGAGACCUGUACCACCAGGUGGAACAAGUAGCCUUGGAUUUGGUAGUGCACCAGAGCAAAGUCCAAAAAGAAGCCACCCAAAUAAGCCAAAGGACAAUCUAAGUGUGGGACCUGAACCUGAAUUACCAGCAUGUGAACCCAAGGUCAGGCAGCCUGAGGUGAAGGAAGAGGUUGCCCCUCCAGCUGCCGUGCCAGCUAAAGAAGAGCCUGUUGCUGUGUCGGAUCCUAAACCCACUUCUUCCUCCUCAUCACCUGCUGAUGAGACUUUACUGAAGAACCUCGAGCCUCACCUGGGACCUAGGCCUCGCUCUCACAACAGGGUCCUCAACCCACCUGGAGGAAAAUCCAGCGUGGUAUUCUACUGAUCAGCUGAACACGCUGCUCCUCCCUGUUAGUGUCCAUACACUUCUUUGUCUGAUCCUCUGUUGCUCUUUUCUCAUUCCAUUAUGCCUCUCCUUGCGUUUAUUUCACCUGUUCUUCUUAACACAGAUCAGGUCUCAUGUUCGCUUCAGGUGCCCAUUCAAACAUGUUGUCAACGUCUUGCACUUUUUGAUCGCGUGUCUGUUUCCUUGCUCUUUCUCCAAAGCAUAUUGUUCUUCACUAAAUCCUGCAAUUAUACAAUCACCUACUGGUAAAUCAACAGACAACUUGACUAUAACUCUGUCCAAUCUCAAUAUUGCAGUUACAAUUGUACCAUUUUUGUGUUUCAGCAUGUGUAACUGUACUGUGUUUUUUCGUUGAUAUUUUAGCAUCUCAAAAAAGGUUGACGCAUCAGAAGAAGCUUUAAAUGAUUGUUGAUUCAAACGAUCUGAUGUGACUCAAAAUCCUUGCACAAUUUUCAUCACAGACACUUGCCUGAAUUAGUUUGAAAGUCUUAACUUUUUCAGACAGGAGGGGUGAAGCUGUCUGUCACCAGUGUAAUAUGUGAAAUGUUUCAGAAAGUGCCACCUUUUUACAUGCUGCCACUUCCUUACUGGAUGACAUUAAACCUUUUGUGUGGCAGUUAUGACUUAGUAAGCCUUAUAUAUCAUCUAAGCAUUCUUUGUUGCCUUAUCGCUUAUUUCAACAUAUGUCCAAAUUAAUGACUUGCUGUCAGAGCACAAACUUUGUUCUGAGGGAAAUGCUGUUAUUUUGACUUUCAAAGACAAAUACAAUCAUUUACUCAUAGAUGCUUCUCUGUCCGUUUUUAAAAGAAAUUCCUUUUUGAUUAUAACGCGAAUGUAUUGUGUGCAGGUACUUUGUGAUUUGUCCUCAUUGCUUGCUUUAUUUGAGAACAUGCCUCUUGUUUGCAUGGGGUAGGCCUCUGUUAAUGUUUUAAAUUAAAACGGCUGAAGACAGUGAACUCUGGACAAGCACGUGGCCUACCUGAGUCUAGGUGGGCUCAUUGAUAAUCACCUUUUCACUCACUUCAUGACGCACAUUCAUGGUGCCAGCCUGUCCCUAGUGUGUUGAUGUGCCUGGCAGGCAAUGAGCACAGCGGAAGAAAGAAAUCCUGUGUAUUGCAAUAAAACCGUUGUUUUGCAUUUA